Notolabrus celidotus (New Zealand spotty) is the source of this 646-nucleotide messenger RNA. It is a transcript of the gene rpa3, whose product is annotated as replication protein A3. NCBI's taxonomy places the organism in Eukaryota, Metazoa, Chordata, Actinopteri, Labriformes, Labridae. The transcript has 4 exons. Gene Ontology annotation, molecular function: damaged DNA binding; single-stranded DNA binding. Gene Ontology annotation, biological process: DNA replication; double-strand break repair via homologous recombination; mismatch repair. The coding region runs from base 134 to 499 and encodes 121 amino acids. Gene Ontology annotation, cellular component: nucleus; site of double-strand break; DNA replication factor A complex. The record is from RefSeq and is a predicted model, not a curated record.
CCGAUAGAAGGCAACUGUACUCACUCCGCUCGCGCAGGCUUGAGUGGGUAACGAAACAAGCGUACCUAGCAUUUCCCGCGCGCGUUGUCGCAUUGUGCAGAGUUCAGCAACUCCAGAACAGCAAACCGACAAGAUGGCAUCAAUAAUGGAGGUCCCGAAAUCGAGAAUAAACUGCUCUAUGCUGUCCCAGAACAUUAACAGAGCGGUCUGCUUCGUCGGGAGGGUAGAAAAGGUUCACCCGACAGGUAAAACCUUCACCUUGUCUGAUGGAGACGGAAAAACUGCAACUGUUGAACUGAACGAACCUCUUGAUGAGGAGCUGAGUGGGGUGGUGGAGGUCAUCGGUAUGGUGUCCAACAAAGGAGUGAUAAUGGCUUCAACAUACAACAUGCUGCGAGAGGACAAAGGCAUUGCUUUUGACCUGGAGCUGUACAACGAAGCCCUGAAGGUCAUCCAUGAUUUCCCUCAGCACUACCCGUUUGAAGUGUCUGCAAGUUGAAGAAGUUGAACUCAUCGACCUGUUUGUUCGCCAAGUAUUCUGUCCAGUUUAAAUGUUCAGUUUGUUUCAUUAGAUUUGUACAAAAGAUAAUCUGUUAUAUCACAUACACGUUUUGACAAUAAAAUAAAGAUGUGUUGAAAAUUUUGA